AUGUGAACGCGGCCUUACGCUCAGCCCCCUGGAUUCACAGUUUUCGGGCGAUAAUAAUUGGCGUUCUCCGGCGCUCGCUGACGUCUUUAUCUUUUAUGAGUAAUAAAUAUGUUUGCGUUGCGGUUUAGAUGGGAAGCGACAUUUUUAUGGACACCUAGAAACGUGCGCCUGUGUUUACCCUCUCUAUGGACGUGCGCCAUUUUCUUCAUGUUACCAUAUAUUGCUACAUCAAACAGCCGGAGCCGCUAUACGGGAGCGCUCAGCUAUACAGGGGUUAAUCAUUAAUCCGCCGCAUCUUCUGCUUCAUUACUCCUGGUGAAUCCAUUGGGAAUCCUCAUUGUGUCUCCUCCUUCCUUACCUGAAGGGAGAGUGUUCUCAGACCCCGUUAUGUCGUAGUCGCUGACCAUCGGAGGGAUGGCGUCAGAUGUGCCUCAGAAUGUGUCAUCCAGUUAUAAGAGCCAGGAGCAGCUGAUCAUCCUCCUGUCCAGCCCGCUCUCGGCCUUCAUCAUCCUUUCCAACCUUUUCAUCAUCAUUGGGAUCGUCUUUAAUAAGAAGUUACACAACACGGCGCAUUUCUUCUUCCUCAGCCUGCUGUUUGCCGACUUCUUCACGGGGGUCCUCCUGCCCUGUAUCCCCCGCAUGAAGUUCACCAAGGACCUGGGUUACUUUGGUUGUUUCCUGGUCUUCAUUUCUCCCAAUUUCUUCUUCCUCUCAUUCCUGGCCAACCUGCUGAUGGUUCACUAUGAGAAGUACUUGUGCAUCAUCUACCCCCUGCACUAUCGGGAGAGUUGGCUCCACCGCUGUGUCCCUCUGUCGCUCUUCCUGGUCUGGACUCUGCCCCUCUUGUUUUCUUGUCUCCCGUUGCUCGGUUGGAAUAAUUGGAGACAUAACCAGACGUGCUCCUAUAAGCAGGUGUUCCCCAAUGCGUACAUCUACCUGGAGACCUAUGGGGUGGUCAUCCCAGCCAUCUUGGCCAUGAGCUUCAUCACCAUCAAACUGCUGUCCGUGGCCAGGAAGCAGCUAAAGGAAAUCAAGAAGCUCCAUCGCUCGGUGCAGCGGGACGUGGUGACGGAGAUCGAGCGCCAGAUGGACCUAAGAUACGCCAAAUGCAUUGCGGUCUUCUCCUUGACGUUCCUCAUCUGUUGGGUUCCUUACAUCGCCCUCCUUCAGGUCUCUGUGCUGGUCAUAGAGAGAUACGAGAUCAGUAUCUGGAUCGUCCUGACCCUCACGUGUGUGGGGAGCGGCAGCGCCGCCAUCGUCCCGGUUAUUUUGGGAUUAAGCCACCGGCAAUACACCAAACUGUGGAGGAACCUGUGCAGGAAAUACUGUGGGUGCUGCCCCCGAGGAGGCCCAGCAAGUGACCACCAUGAUAUGAAGAGCAAGGCUGAGACCGUGGAAGAUGAACUAACUGCAGUAAAAUGACGAAUUGGCCCCAAACACCAGCUCGGGCUUCAUAGUGGUGACACUUUAUUUAAUGGGUUUCAGAGUUGUCGCUAUUCAGUGGCGAAGGUUCUGCCCCCAAUAUCUGUUACUAUGAAUUGUAAUUAAAGGGGUCCUCCAUAGUUCA
Hyla sarda is the source of this 1567-nucleotide messenger RNA. It is a transcript of the gene GPBAR1, whose product is annotated as G protein-coupled bile acid receptor 1. Lineage: Eukaryota; Metazoa; Chordata; Amphibia; Anura; Hylidae. Gene Ontology annotation, cellular component: membrane. Gene Ontology annotation, biological process: G protein-coupled receptor signaling pathway. Gene Ontology annotation, molecular function: G protein-coupled bile acid receptor activity. The coding region runs from base 415 to 1422 and encodes 335 amino acids. The transcript has 2 exons. The record is from RefSeq and is a predicted model, not a curated record.